Molecule: messenger RNA, 1032 nt
Organism: Chenopodium quinoa (quinoa)
Lineage: Eukaryota; Viridiplantae; Streptophyta; Magnoliopsida; Caryophyllales; Amaranthaceae
Exons: 2
Coding region: 1-1032 (343 amino acids)
Source: RefSeq, a predicted model, not a curated record
AUGAAAAUAGUAUUUAACGAAAGUAGAUUCAAUGAGCCAGAGCAUCAUGAUUGUCUAGUUAUCUCCCUCCAUGUUAGUCAUUGCUUAAUGAAAAGGGUGCUGGUAGAUAAUGGAAGCUCGACUAAUAUAAUAUUCAGAGAUUCCUUAGACCAAGCCGAGUUCAAAAAGUCAGAUAUCAUCAAGAGGUCUACAGGUCGGUUUAAUGGAGAAGCCAUGAAUACCCUAGGAGAAAUCCAGUUGCCAACCUUGCUGAAAGGCGUCAAUAUGAUGCACAAGUCUUAUGUGAUAGAUUGCAAGAUUGCCUAUAAUAAAUUACCACAGAAUCCAGCACCUGGACGCCUAGAUGAGCUGCAAUUAGAUGAAGUGGUGCUGGAUGAAUCCAAGCUUGAUCAGAUAGUCAAGAUCGGAGCUGCAUUACCUGUGGAUCAAAAAGAAGCCAUCAUAAAGUGCUUAAAGGAAAAUUCAGAUUGUUUUGCUUGGUCUCAUAGAGACAUGAAGGGAAUCAACCCAGAGAUCAUUACUCACAAGCUCAAUGUAGAUCCCAGCACGAAGCCGGUGAAGCAGAAGAGAAGGGAAUUUGCACCAGAGCAUAACCAGAUUAUAAAUGAAGAAGUGCAGAAGCUGCUAGAUACCAGAAAGAUAAAGGAAGUCAAGUAUCCAAAUUGGCUAGCGAAUGUGGUCGUCGUCAGCAAAAAGAAUGGAACCUGGAGAGUCUGCAUCGACUUCAUAGAUCUGAAUAAAGCAUGCCCUAAGGACCCGUUCCCCCUGCCUCAUAUAGAUUCGAUGGUAGUUCCUAAAGCAGGGCACGAGCUUUUCACAUCCAUGGACGCGUAUUCAAGUUACAAUCAGAUUCUAAUGCAUCCAGAUGAUCAAGAGAAGAUCACCUUCAUGCUACAAGGUGAUGUCGUUUGGGUUGAAGAAUGCUGGUUCUACAUAUCAAAGACUAGUCAACAAGAUGUUCAAGGACCAGCUGGGGGACACCAUGGAGGUCUACAUCGACGAUAUGUUGGCAAAAUCGAAGAAAGAAACUGA